This is a messenger RNA of Pocillopora verrucosa, 717 nucleotides long. Its product is annotated as carbohydrate sulfotransferase 11-like. The record is from RefSeq and is a predicted model, not a curated record. Gene Ontology annotation, biological process: carbohydrate biosynthetic process. Gene Ontology annotation, cellular component: membrane. Lineage: Eukaryota; Metazoa; Cnidaria; Anthozoa; Scleractinia; Pocilloporidae. Gene Ontology annotation, molecular function: sulfotransferase activity.
AUGGUCCCUAGAAUAGCAAGUCGUCAAUGGAGGGCCACAUUUAAGCAACUGAGACAACAAACAGGGCAGAUGUUGUCAAAUCUUGAUCAAUACGUCUUCACAGAUGUUUGGAAUUAUCUCCAUAAAUCAUACAAGAUCAUGUUCGUCCGAGAACCUUUUGAUUGGUUAUUGUCAGCUUACAAGGACAAGUUUGCAUCUACGAGAACAGUGGAUCGAUACAUGCUGGAGACGUAUGGCAGAAAAAUCAUCAGAAAGUUCCGUCCGAAUGCCACCAAAAGAGCUCUGGAAGUGGGCGAUGACGUUACAUUUCCGGAAUUUAUAGAAUAUAUUUUAAAGGAAGGCAUACAUGAGCAACUCAACUGGCACUGGAAUACUUACGAUGACCAGUGUAGGCCCUGCAGCGUGGACUUCAACUUCAUCGGUCGCUUUGAGUCCCUUGCCCGAGACGCACGAUAUGCGUUGAAGAAAGCUGGAGUUUUAAAUUUCACACAAUUUCCAACAAACAGUAAUUAUCCUAAGAGGAGAGACGAACUGAUAAAGCAUUAUUCUCAGAUCCCGCCCGAGUGGAUUAUGGAGUUGGGUCGUGUUUACCGAAGCAGUUUCGAAAUGUUUGGGUAUCCGUUUCCAGGUCCUCUCAAGGUCCUUUUAAAAAACGACACUGGUCAAACGGGAAAUUCAAUUCACUCUGGAAUUGCAGGUCAGACUGGUAAUCCUUAA